ACGGGGAAGAUUUUUGCAAAUCAAAUGCAAACACAAACAGCAUUACUAUAGAAAACCGUGCCACAUCAGCUCUCCGUCUGCAUUUUCUACGGGUUCUGAGAAGCCAAGAAGCCGACGCGCCUGUUCCGCGUUAGCCCGUUAGAAGAACAGAGAAAACAUGCUGCUACUAUCCUAUUAUGCACCACCGUAGACUUCCUGUUGGUUGUGGUUGUGGUUAUGGUUAUGGCCGUCCUCCCUGCCUUCUGCACUGAUUCGCUCUCGUCUUGGAGACCAUCCUGACGUCAUUUGUUUAACUCCAUAUCUCUGUUAAGGUGAUUGGCUAGCGUCUUCCACCGUAGGGCGGGUUCCUUUGUUCUCUGAUUUAUAAUUGGCUUUUCCCCGAUGCCCUGUCUAGUGAAUAUUGGGUGGGUAUUUUAUUGUCAAUCUCUGAUUGGUGAAGAAUUGAUCGAGGAGGCGUGCUUGUGCUGGUAACCCGGAAGUACCGUGCUGCUGAUGUGGCUGGAGGAGGAGUUCGGCGAGCAAUCGUCCGAGAGUCGGGAUUUAACGUAGCUCAGAUAUACCCCAUCGAAUCCGGACGGGCUGACAGAUACGGGGAGAGGCCCUGUCCUGCUCGGAAUGUUCAGCCGUCUUUCUGGUAUCGCUAACACUGUCUUACAUGAACUUUCUGGUGAUGGAGAGGGAGAUGGAGACCUUGGGACAUACAUUGACCAGUCCUUCACGGUAGGAAUAUUCUGCUGCAAAUCAUUUUAAUUCUGCAAAUAGAAAUCCGUUAUGGAAUCCGCUUCUCAAGAGGAAAUGUCCGAGGACCAGAUGGAAAGACUGGCUCACUAUGAGCAGCUUGUUGUACAGCUAAAGGAGUUGAUCCAGCAGAAGGAUACAGAGAUAGAGCAAAGGGAUGCACAGAUAAAACUGGAAAGGGAAACUUCAGAUGCAAAGAUGGCCAAACUGAAGCUCCAAGCAAAGGCAAAAGUUGCUAACUUAAACAAGCAGCUCGAAGAACUUAAGAAAACGUCAGCUGACAAUAAGGUGAACAAAGAGGGGAGCAGUGAUGCAUGGCACCAUGAUCAGAGAGAGGAGGAAAGGAUUCAUGAGGAGGAGAGAAGGAGACUACAAAAUAAUGUAUCAGAGCUCACACAGCAGCUUCAAGAGAGUCAAGAGACUGUUUCAAAGCUCACAAGACAAUUGUAUGAUAGUCAAGAUAGUUUUGGUGAACUUACUAGACAACUCCACGAGAGCCAGCAAACCGUGGAACAGCUCCAAAAAUGCCAACAAAAACAGGAAGCUGAGACCCUUGAUCUGCAGCAGAAGCUAGAGGAGCAGUGUGAAACUCUCCGUGCCCGCACUCAGUUUGUCGAGAUGUUAGAGCAGGAACUACAGAGUGCAGAAUUUCAGAAACAGGUUCUAUCUGAGCAAUUCAGGCAGAUGGAAACAGAAUUAAAAUCUUUGGAUGGGGAUAGGAAAGAAUAUGCUUUUCAAGUGACCAUAUUAGAGAAAAAACUUACAGAAAAGGAUAAUUCUUGUGAAAGGCUGCUUAAGGAGUUAGAGCAAGAGAGUGGAGUUCAACAGGAACUAGAGAAAAUGAAGACUGAUAUGGAACAAAUGAAGAAAGAGCUUGAAAAAGGGCAAGAAGCUCACAAAGAGCUGGAACAAUUGAGAGAAGAACUGAAGAGAGGGAAAGUGGAACAGGAUAAGUUAGAGCAAAUGGAAGAGCAACUGAAGAAAGUAAUGGAAGAUCAGGGUGAGUUGGUACAAGAGAAAGGUGAGCUGAGCAGAUUGAAAUAUGCCCAGCAGGAAAUAGAACAAACAGAAAGAGUUCAUGAAGAGUUAGAGAGAAUGAAAGAAGAACUUGAACAAUUGAGAGGUUAUCAGAUUGAAUUGGAGCAAGUUAGAAAUGAACUGGAGAGAGAAAAGGGCGUUAAGGAGGAACUUGAGAAAGCAAAAGAGGAGUUGUGCACAGUAAAAGCAGUUAAAACUGAACUGAACGAGCGGAAAACUGAAGAGACUCUUUACCUUCAACAACAAAAUAUGGAAAGGCCAGUAACCAAGAACAUUCCGGAGGAUUUUAUGGAAGUAAAUGAUGAACAGAGGGAAAAUAUGAACUUAAACCAGGAGUAUUCUAUGUCCUUGAAUAUUCUAACCCCAGGGGAAAAUGACUCUGCUUUAAGCGUAAUAAAAAAUGAGUACUAUGGGCAAAUGUCUGAUGAAAUGUCAAAGACAGAAACUGAAGAGACGCCACAAGAGGAUGAGUACAUUGUGCAUACUGCCUCCGAGAAUGUUCUGGAACCACAUGGUGAGCUUUUAACACAGGUGUUGAACCCCUCUACAGUGGAGAAAGAUGGACUUGACUCUGUAUCUGAAGGAUUUGCUAUUGCUUUGGGAGAUGCUAUAGAAGAUAUGCAAAAGAAGCAAUUAUCUAUCCUUAUGAUGGAUCUCCGAGACACCCAAGAAGAGAUAGAGAGCCUGAAGGGGCAACUGUUGGAGAAAGUUGAAGAAUUGCCCUGUGAAACAUUAGUACAAAGCAUGGAUGAUAGUGAAUUCAAAAUUGAAUAUAACUCUGAUGGACUAACUGAUGCAAAGAACAGUGAACAUCUAGAACUUAUUUUUUAUGAAGAAAGUUCAGGGAUGACAUACACAGAUGAAAGUAAUGACCCCUCAGUCCUAAACCUAUCUCAAGCAAAAGCACAAUUUAAACAGAUCAUAGAUACUGAAGAGUCUAAUACUACCUGUCAAGCGCUGUCAUUAUUAACUAGAGACAGUAGCAACAAUGAGAUAAAUGUAGAUAUUAAGGCACUGAAUGAGCUUGUGUUGGAACUGCAAAAUCAAGUGCAAACUUUGAACUUGGAGAAGGAGGCCCUGGUCAAGAGGAUUACGUAUAUAGACACAGACAUUAAACAAAUGGAAUACUAUGGGGCUCAGAACAUCUUAGCUGAACAAGUAAACAGUUUAGAAAACGAGUCAAAAUCCAAAGACUUAAAAAUUACAGCUCUGCAAAAAGAUCUUGAUCAACUGAAUCUUCAAAUGUCUGAGCAAGAUGCACUUUUAAGACUGAAGGAAAUUCAGCUGUGUGAAAAAGAGGAAAAUGUGGUAAGUUUUCAGGAAAUGCUGAACCUAAGUCAGAGCAAAGAAGUGAGGCUUUCUGAAGCACUUGCAGGAAAUGAAAGGGAAAAUGUCUUGCUUCAGGAUCUCCUUUCACAAAAAAGUGCAAGCAUAAUAAACUUUGAAAUGCUGCUAGCAGAGAAGGAUCAGCAGCUGGAUGAGUUAAGUCAUAGCCUUUCUGAUAAGGUUGUACUCCUAAAUGAAGAAAAACAUUCCUUGUGUUUGGAAAUAAAGAUUCUUCAAGAACAGUUGAUAUCAGUUGAGGGAGAACAGAAGGAGGAUAUGGAACAUUCUGAUACACAACAAAAAGAAAGUGAAGAUAUACGUGUGCAGUUAGAUCAAAUCAUAAAAGAGAAAGCUCAGCUUCAGGACAUGAUGGACUUAGUACAGCAAGAGCGAGAUGAGCUGCUUCAACAGUUAGAGGUCACAAGAUUUGAUCUCGUGAAAAAUCAAGAAAUGUUGCACCGUGUCCAAGAAGAAUUGCAUUUGUUCCAAAUUCAAUUGCAAGAAGGUACAUGUGAGCAUUUGCAAACCCAAGAAAUGCUUUCAUCUGUGCAAAGAGAAAACGAGGAACUAGAAGCCAUCGUAAAAUCACUAAGACAGGAUAAUGUCCAGCAGGAAGAAUUUGUGAAAUUGCAACAGAGUGCACAUGAGGAUUUGCAAGAACAACUCCAAAAACUAACUGAGACACAGCUUCAUAAUGCAGACACCAUACACAAUCUGCAGAGAGAGAAGAGCAACUUAGAGAAUGAGUUGCAUUUUUUCAAAAGCAGAUCAUUGCCAGACUUUAAUGAGCCAAAGGAGAAAGAAGAGAUGCAACAGCAAUUGGAAUUGCAAAAGAAUGAACUUGAUCAUCUGAAGAAAAAGCUUCAGGCUGCUCUUAUCAACAGGAAGGAACUCCUGAAAAAGGUGUCUGUUCUGGAGAAAAAGUUAAUUAAAUAUAAUACAGAGCCUGAUAGCAUAAUUGUGGAAUCUACCUGCCAACAAGUAACGGAGCAAAAUACAGUUGAAGUUCUGAAACUGCAGCUUUCAGAAAUGCAAUCUGACCUGGAACGAGCCAGGAGAGAAAUGACUGAAAAACAGGCAGAUGAAGAGAAACUUCAGACUCUGAUAGAAGAAAUGAGUUUAGAGAUGAGUAAAAAAGAUAACUUGAUUGAAACACUACAUAUGGAGAAAUCAGAGAACCUUUCCUUGAUUGAAAGACUAACCGCAGAAUCUCAGAACUCAGAAUAUUUAGCUUCUGUGCCUUCAUGUGAGCCUGAUGAACUAAUCGACACAAGAGUUAUGUUGGAAAACAAAAUAAUAAAUCUUGAGCAAGAGAAAGAUCAUCUGCAAAAGAAAAUUCAGGAAGCUCUAAAUUCUCGUAGGGACACCAUUAAAAAAGCACAGGAAAAAGACAGACAUCAUCGUGAACAGCUGAAACAACAGAAAGAUGAAUACAAUUUAUUGCAGGAAAAAUAUGAAGAGCAGCAAAAACAUAAUUUGGAGCUCCAAGGACAGUUAAAGAACCUGCAAGAAAUUGAGCCACCAAGGUGGUCUCCAUUAGAUUCACAGAAUGCAGGCACACAAACCAAUGUGAUAGAUCAGCAGCAUUCAAAAUGUGGGGUGGAAUUUAUAAAUGCAGUAGCUGACGAGGAUCUUUCUACUGAGAUUACAGUGGAGGCUUUAAAACAGCAGUUAGGUAUUUUUGAGCAACAGAGAGAUGAGUGUGAACUAAGAGCUGUUUCUUUAGAAGAAGAUCUUAAACACAGUGUUGAACAAGUUUUAAAACUUCAAGAGACCAUAGAGGAUUUGAACAGACAACUUCAACAUCAAAAAGAAAAUUGUCAAGAGUUUGAAGCCAAAGCUGCCUCUUUAAAGAAAGAGCUAGAUAAAAGCCUUCAGGAUUGCAACAAAUUUCAAUUAAUGGAAUCGAAAAUAAAGGAAAAACAGACAGAGAUUUCUCUUAAGCAAGAGGAAAUAAAUGGUCUUCAGAUGGUGCUAGAAGAAAGAAAUGAAUUUGUAAAAAACCUCCAGAUGUCUAUAUUGGAAAAGGAUGAAAUGGUAAGUGCCCUCAAGUCUCAGUUGGAACAUCAAGCAAAGGAGAAUAAGGAAUGCAUUCAAAAAUUUGAAAAGCAGAUUCUUGAAGUGCAGCAAAAACAAGAUGAAGAUGUGGAGGUAGCUAGGAACAAAAAUCAACUUCAGAGGAAGUUGCAGGCUGCUUUAAUCUCUAGAAAAGAAGCACUUAAAGAGAGUAAGUCUUUACAAUUAGAACUGGAUAAUAUGAGAAAACAAAGAGAGGAGCUGUCUAACCACUUGAGAAUGGCAGAAAGAUCUGUCUUUGAAAUAAGUGAGGAAAGGGACAACCUGCUUGAUAAAUUACUUAGCAAGAAAGAAGAGUUAAACAAGCUGAUCGGGGAUGUUGACAAAAGUUUAGCAGAUAAUAAAAAUCUGGAAGAUUCAUGUGAAAGUCUGAAACUUGCCUUAGCAGGUAUUACACAUGAGAAAGAAAUCUUGAAAAAAGAACUGGAAUCUAUGAAGAAUGCAGGCUCUACACAGCAACUUGAAUGGCAAGAGAAACUGUCUGACCAACAAAAAGAAUAUGAAUCACUGCUUCAGUCCUAUGAAAAUGUUAGCAAUGAGAUGGACAGGAUGAAUCGAGCUUUAGAAGCUGUAAGGCAGGAGAAGCAAGAGAUAUUCCAUAAAAUGAAAAGCAUGGAAUCUGCAAAAAUAGAAGUUGAGAAGCAACUGGAAGAUGUGGAGCAAGAAUUAGAAAAUAUGAAGGAUAAGAUGAGGAAAUAUGCCAAAUCAAAGCAGCAAAAAAUACUGGAUCUAGAAGAAGAGAAUGAAAAGCUCAGAGGAGAGUUACAACCCAGUAACAGUGAACAAAUAUUACAGUUUAAUAAAGAAAAUGAGGAGCUUAAAGCUGAGCUUGAAAGACUGAACUCGGAAAAUUGUGAUCUUGUUACUCAACUGGAAGUGGUCAAGAAUGAAAAUUUUUCUCUUAUUCAACAGUCAGAAUGCCUGCAAAAUCAACUUCAGAGUAUUGAAUCAAAACUAGGAAGAACUGAGGAAGAACAUCCCAUUUUCAGUCAAGAUGGGGCUAUAACCACACAUGAAUCCCCUGUUGUAUCUGUUUUACCACCCCCAAAAAGUAGAGAAAAGACCGGCAGCAGUCCGAUAUCUCUGGAACUACUCGAUGAUCAAAAAAGCACAUCUGACAAAGUUGAUAUGAAUUUGAUUGCUCAGUUGCAAGAUCGUAUUAAUGAACUGGAGAAUAGCAUGAAAGAACGUGAUUUUGAAAAUAUAAGUGAUGAGAUAAAGGUCUUACGAGAAGAUAAGCUUAAGGCUGGAAACCAGAUAUCUUAUUUGUUAGAGCAAAUAAGUCAGCUGCAGGAUCACAUAAAUGAAUUGGAAAAUGGUGCAAAAGAAAAUGGUUUUGAGAAAAUUAGUGAUGACAUAAAGGUAUUACGAGAAGACAAGCGCAAGGCUGAAACACAGAUAUCUAAUUUGUUAGAGGAUGUAAGUCAACUGCAAAUAAAGACGGAAGAGUUAAAAGAAAUAAAUAAAAAAAUACAAAUUUCCGAGGCUAAGGCAGUUAAAGAAAAGGAGAUGACAGAGCUGGAAAAGGAUGAGUUGGAGGAACGCCUGAUGAACCAGUUGGCUGAACUCAAUGGAAGUAUAGGAAAUUAUCAACAGGAUGCUAUGGAUUUACAGAUAAAAAAUGACUACUUGCAAAAAGAGUUACAGGACCUCCAGUUUGAAUUAGAAGAGGAGAAGAGGAAGUUAGAGAUGCAAAAAGCAGAAGCACUUUCUCAUGUUCAGAAAGAGUAUGUAGAGAAACUGAAAUCAGUGCAUCAGGGAGAAAAGGGCAGAGAGAGACAGACAAGAGAGCUUCAAGAACUUCUCAAGGAGAAACAGCAAGAAGUACGCCAUUUGCAGAAAGACUGUAUUCAGUUCCAAGAGACUAUCAGUGGUUUAGAAAGAACAGUUAAGGCUUUAGAGUUCGUUCAUAGUGCGUGUGAGAAAGACAAGGUAGCAGCAAACGAAAAAAUAGCUAAGGCCAGGGAAGAUACAAAAAAAGCAAAAGCUGACUUAGUGUCAAUCCGUGUGAUGUUAGAUGAUACUCAAAGUGAAGCAGCAAGAGUAUUAGCAGAGAGUAUGAAACUAAAGGAAAGUCUUCGUGUAGCAGGGGAGGAUUCAGCUUUAAAACUGAAAAAGAAAGAUGAGGAAGCAGAAAAGAGGUUGGAACAUGAAAGAGAGAAGCAUCUUAAAGAGAUGAAAAACAUGCAGGAGAAGCUAGAUUUACUGCAGCAGGAAAAAGAAAGUAUGGAUGGAACUAUUACUGGCUUGCAGACUGCUUUGGACAAUAAGACUGUGGAACUGAAGGAGCUCCGUGGGAAUUUAAACCAAAACAUAGCAAAACUGGCAGCAUUUACCAGCAGCAUGUGUUCCUUGCAAGAUGACAGGGACCGUAUAAUAGAAGAAUCUAAAAAAUGGAAUAAAAAAUUCUCAGGUGCCAUGAAAGCAAAGGAUAAUGAAAUGGAAGAAAAGGAAAAGAUCUGUACAUCACUAAAGAAUGAGCUAACAGAAAUCACUUCACGAGCUGAAGAACUGCGGGGCCAAGUGAUUAGACUUGAGAAAGCAAAUCUGGAACUCACAACAGCCAUACAAAGUGAGGCAGAAUCUCAUCUGAAGGUACAGAAUUCCCUGCUAGAAGAAAAAACUCUGCUUUCUUCCCAACUAGAUGAGGCACAGCAUUUGCAACAGAGCUGUCAAGAAGAGCUAAAGGUGAGAAAUCUGGAAGACCUAGAUCGGCAAAAGCAGCUUGAUGCUUUGGAAACAGAAAUUCAACAAUUUAAAGCAGAGAAGGAGGACCAACUGGAUACAGUAAAAAGGUUGGAGUUAAAAGUCCAUGACAUGAAGUUGCACAUUGAACAGACUGAAAGUGAUCUGCAGGCAUCCAAAACACUGACAGAGCAACUUCAUUGUGAGCUAGAGCAGAAGGAGCAAGAUGUGGUGAGGCUGCUGAGCUCUCAAGAUGAAGCAGUAAGAGCAACUGUUAGGGAGCUGCAGGAGUUGCAUGCUGCUGAGAGCAAGGAACUCCAGAAUAGACUAACAGACAUGGAGCAGGAAAGGUCACAACUGGUAAAGAAACUGGAGGCUACAGAGUCCCAAGCACAAAACUCCCAAGAAGAUACUAGAAGAAGUAAAACUCAGCUUGAAGCAAUAACUAAAUCUAUGUGCUCACUGCAGGAGGAGCGUGAACGUUUGAUAAGUGACUACCAACAGCUCGAGCAGAGACACCUUAGUGCCAUCCUUGCCAAAGAUUCACUGAUCCAGGAGGCUGCAGCAGAGAGUAACGAACUACGUGAGGAGCUACGAUUUCUGCUGAGCCGCACAGAUGACUUGAAUGCACAAAAUGCCAAGCUGAAUGCUCAACUAGCUCGGUACCGUGAGGAUUUAAAGGAACUCAUAACCCUUAAGGACUCACAGCUGAAGCAACUUCUGGGCGAAAAAUUACAAGAAAUAGAGAGACUACGACAAGAGCAGAGUGCACAGGAGCAGCAAUUGAAGCAGGAGAAAGAGCAGGCAGAUAUUUUGAGGCAGAAACUUGAAGAAACCAGAAAAGAGAAACAGAGCACACAACUGGAAGUAGAAACCUUGACCCUCUGUGUGUCUAAACUACAGACUGAGAGGGAGGCAGGAGAGGUUCGAUUUGCAGAAGAAAUCAAAGAGGUGCAGAAGUUGAAAGAGGAGUUCUUACAACUUCAAAAAGAAUUGGCACUUGUGAAAGAGGAGAAAUAUCAAACUCAAGAAGAGGCAGAAAGGAGAGUGAAAAGUGCAGAGGAGGAGCUACAGAGGAAGCUACAAAAUUUGCAGCAUGACACUGGAAUAAUGCGCAAUGAGGCAGAAACUGCUGAGGAAAGAGUAGCAGAACUGGCAAGGGACUUGAUGGAGGCAGAGCAGCGCUUACUUCAUGCAAACGAAGAGAAUUCUUCACUGACAGCUCGGUUACAAGCGUUUCAAGGCUCCAUGAGGUCACUACAGGACAGUCAUGAUUCUGCUAAGGAAGAGUUCUAUAAAAUGCAGGUAGAGCAGAAAAAUUGGGCAGUCCUGCAGGAAGAACUCAUAUCAACAAACAAUGAGGAACAGCAAAAAUUGAAAGCAUUGUUAGAAGAGCAAACUAUAAAACUGCAAGCUGCACAUGGACAACUGAGUCAGUUAAGUUCUGACCUUCUAGCCUCACAAAACCAUAUAAAGUUAUUGGAAAACUUACAAGAAGAAAGCAAGAGACUGCCAGGGGCUAUAAAUUCAUCACAAAGAGAGGUGGCAAUACAUGUGCAGAACACAGAUCUCGGGGACAAAAAGGUGUCCGAAGGUAAUACCAAUGACUCCUUGCUAUCAGCUUUGCAGAACAGUCAAGAGGAAGUUCAGAGCCUUCACAAGCAGCUUAGUGAUGCUCUUUCUCAGGUUCACCACAAAGAGCUUAGAGUUCAACAGCUCAAUGGAAAGUUGUCUCAGAUAUUCGAUGAGAAGAAUGCUCUGUCGAUGCAACUUCGAGGAAGCAGCCAGAACCUUAAAGAUGCUCUCAAUCGAUAUGCAUUACUUGAAAAACAACUUCAGGAAUUAACACCCAAAAAUCAGGUAUCUGUACAGGAGGCCAUGAUGGUCGAUUCAGCUCCUGGAGCGCCACAAGAGAAGAAAGAAAUCCAUACAGAGGCAGACCAGCAACUCCUGGAACUGCAGCAGAGGUAUCAAGAAAUGAAACAAAAAAGCACUGAGGCAGAACAAGUGAUAGCAGACUUGGAGCGACAGCUAUUGGAGGAGCGGCAAAGGACAGAAGACAGAUUUCAGGAAAUGGAAGAGAACAUGCAGAGGUUGCAGGUAGACAACUGGUCAACCCCUGAGGAUCCAAAUAUGUCCCAAGAGCUUUCAUUGUUAAUUGAACCUCAAGAAACUGUAAAGACCAAGGCUAGAAGUUCAUCCAUCCGUAGAUUACUGCGCCAUGGGUUAUUCUCCCGCACACGGACUCCUUUGCUGAUUGCUCUUUACCAAGUAAUUAUACAUGUGCUGCUGCUUCUCUGUGUAACAGGGCACUUGUGAUUUUACAGGCUCCACCUUACAGGCUGCAUUAUUUACGCUUGGCAGAAGAGGGCUAAAACUAACAUGUACUGCACUUUACAAUUUGAUAUCACUUUAAAAUGCCUGGAACGGUUUAUUCUUUGGAUCGGCACUAGGACAUCUGUUCAGGAAAGAUUGCUGAGGACAUCCCAUAGUACUGCAACUGCAAUGUAUACAGAGGUGUACAAAAUAUGCUGUUUCUGCUGAACACUGUCAAGACUGUGUUAAAAAUGUUAUGUUCUGAUGUACCCUAUGAACGCUGAAGAUAUAACCUCUGACCUCUUAUUGUCCUAAAACACCUUUGAUGCCUUUUUCUGUAACCCAAAGUCUGAUGUUAAACCUUAUUUGUGAUUUCUGACGAAAUAUCUACAAUAUCCUGUGCCCAUUCAAUUUUGUAUCUGCGUGCAGGAUGGCAGCACCAAUCCCUCACAAAAAGAUCAUGUAUGUAUGUAGUACUUCUGGUAUGUUAGUUGUGCCUAUAUAAAGUAUGAGGACCAUAAUAUUGAUAAAAAGUAAAUUAUCUUUUAAUAAAGAAGUAUAUAUUCCUUUAAGUAUUCCACCUUGUUUCCAAAUAAAAAGCAGAAAUAUUUAAUUUUGUGUAUUCACACAACAUUAUUCCUAUAUACAUUUAAUCAAUCACCAAAUAAGCAGGUCCUAUGAGUUUGCAGCAUGCAUAAACUUUCUCAGUGGUUGAAAGUGAAAUGAGACUUUGGGAAAGGCUCUGCUAAUAUUUGACCCUUCUUUGCUCAUUAUGGUAAACAAUAUAAUAAUAAAUAAAUAGUGUUUCUCACAGAAUUUAUAUUAACCAAGUAAACAUGACCUACAGAGCCAGGCUUUUGCAUGUUAACUGGACCAGAUUUCUGUUAAGGUGAUUCUUUUGAUAAACAUAAUAUUUCAUUGUGGCUGCACUUUAUUUGUGGGGUAAGAGGUUUGAAGAUAUAUCCAUAUAACUUUAUUUUGGGGAUUUAACCAUAUACAAAAUCCUCUGCAAAAGAUUGGCCCAAUAAUUGGACUGAAUUCAAACCAUUCAUUGCAUAUUCAAAUCUUGGAAAAAAUGUAAAAACGUAAAUAAUGUGAGAAAAAGAAUUGUCACUAUUUUUCAUCGAUUGCUUUAAAGACAAUUAACUUUAAUGAUUUGGAUUCAGUUCUAUGGAGCGGUAAGGAAGUGAGCGGUGGAGGAAUCUUCAUUUUGCAGAAAAUGCUGGGAUUCAACUGAAUCCAGAACCAAAUUUAGGAUUCAGUGCCAACCCUGCUGUUGUACUCUAGGCCAUGGCUCUUACCUCUUACCCCACAUUAUGAUUAUCCAGGGCAUUUAUUUCAUUUCUCUUGAUUUUUUUUGUUUGGUGUAUGGCUUUAUAACCCUACUGUUUGAUAUAGUAUAUGUAUAAUGUAUGUAUAUAUAAUUAUAUAUUGAUACAGCUGGUGGGCAAUUGUGUCUCUGGCUGCAUCUAAUACUCAAUUGUAACGUAUUUGUGCGUCUCAUUUGGCAAAGUGCAUAGUAAAAAGCUUGUAUGUGGACAUUGGAGGAAACCUUUUAUUGGAAAGAAAUUAAUAGUUUAAUACAAAAUUUAAGCAUACUGAGCUUUUACCAAAUUUUCUGUUUUUCCCAAAUUGGUGACUCUAAGUGAUGUUCUUGCUUUUCCAGUUGUGUAGUUAGUGUAAAUGAAGAUUGUGUUUAAUAUGUCUUUCUAAUCAUGAGCUUCAUGGUGCCAAUGUAUUCAUCUAUGACUCUAUGCAAAAGGAGACAAACAGGUCAGCAACUUUCCCCAUUUACCACCCAGUGUUUAGCCAAUAUCUCCUGCACAUAAUCAUCAGUGUUGUAUAUUAUUACCAGAGGCAUAGGAAGAAUGUAUAGAUUAUACUGCACCCUGCUGCUUUGCAAACAUUAUUAGUCACCAUUCCUUGUCUGCUAAAAAUAAUGUAAACAUUAAUUAAACCCAAUAGGAUUAUUUUCCUCUAAUAAGGAUUCAUUAUAUUAUUGGGGAUCCAGUGCAAGGUAUUUUUUUCUCAUUACAGACAAAAAAAAAAAAUCAUCAUUUGAAUUAUGUGAUUAAAAUUUAAUCUUUGGGGGUGUCCUUCAUGUAAUUCAGAGCUUUCUGGAUAACUGUUUUCCAGAGAAUGGAUCUCAUACCUGUACAGAUAGCUGAUGUGUUGGAAGAGCUAAUCCCUUUACUUACAGAGGCAGAUUUCACUUAUAUUCCACAAGGUAUCCAGCCUCUUACAAUUACAGGGUCAUUACUCUGCGCUCCCAUCUCUCAUCCAAAUAAAAAAAAAAACAAGACCUAUAUUAUUUAUUGCACUACUCGGCUAUUUUUGUCAAUCAGCAACACAGUGCCAUGGUAUUACUGAAAAGAUAAUAGGUAUUUGAAAGUGUCAUGGGGAGCAUGCAGUGCCUCCUCCCCCAUUACUUCGCUCAUACCCUUCCAGCCCUUUUUCUAUUGUAAGGGCCUAUUGUGGUUUUUAUUUGCACAGUAGAUAUUUCUCUUAAGCUUCUACAGCAUCUGAUUUAGGCAAACAGGUUUGUUCGCAUCCAUGAUGGGUGUUCAUGUGAAGUGUAAUUCAUUUGUAUUUAUUGUUAUUGCAACUGAUCAGUCUUUGGUUUGCAGGUGAAUUGUGUAUGUAAUUACCAUUAUGUGGGUUUAUUCAUUCAUUGCACUGACCUCUGCAUCCCCUCUGCACUGGGGUUUCUGUAUGUGAUCUCUAUUCUGUGACUGUAUGACUAUGUAUCUUUUAUUUCCUAGCAUUUGGAAUAUGGGUUUCUUCUUAUCGCUGAUUGACACAGGACAAUCACAGCCCAAAUUUUAAAAUAAAAUAUUUUUCAAAUUAAA
This is a messenger RNA of Xenopus laevis (African clawed frog), 13028 nucleotides long. RefSeq names its product golgin B1 S homeolog (gene golgb1.S). The coding region runs from base 772 to 10182 and encodes 3136 amino acids. The record is from RefSeq and is a predicted model, not a curated record. Gene Ontology annotation, cellular component: Golgi apparatus; membrane; cis-Golgi network. NCBI's taxonomy places the organism in Eukaryota, Metazoa, Chordata, Amphibia, Anura, Pipidae. The transcript has 16 exons.